Molecule: messenger RNA, 417 nt
Organism: Penicillium soppii
Lineage: Eukaryota; Fungi; Ascomycota; Eurotiomycetes; Eurotiales; Aspergillaceae
Exons: 2
Coding region: 1-417 (138 amino acids)
Source: RefSeq, a predicted model, not a curated record
AUGUCAAUUCUCACCUUCCUGGAAGCGUUGCUGAAUACUCACCUCGGGAUUAAUAACUUUCCAAAUAACAUCGUGUUGGCUUCGGUCUGGAAUUCCGACAGAACUGGGCCGACAAGCAUCGGGCGUCACUGGGCCGAAGCGAACGUGUGUCGCCCGAGUGCCGCCCAAAUAAGGACGAUUGGUCGGGAGAUUGUAACAUCGGAGACUGAUACAGUGUCUAUGAACUUUCAAGAUUAUGGCUUCGUUCGCCAGGGAUUUCCGCGACCCUUCCCGGGCACGCCUUCAAAUGUGAUGGAACAGCUUCGGCUAUACAAUAAGGUAGCCGUGAUUACCGGCGGAGCAGAUGCAACUGGAUUUGCCGUUACAGAGGCGAUGGCAGACGCCUUCAUAGUGAUCCGCGGACCACUACCUACUUAG